CUCUGCUGGAAGAGACUGGACUUCGGUGGCAAAUGCUGUCCGCUGGCAGGAGACGGCGGACAAUGGUGGCUAUGCAUACCGGCCGGUCAAUGCCGGUGGCGGACACAAGGGUCCGGGAGUCAGAGACGAGAAUUUCUUGAUCUCAUCUCAUCCAUUUCCGAUGACUACUCUCAAAGGGCCUGUCGACAUGAGCCGUCGAAAGGCCGAGCUCAUGGACAUUGCUUCGGGACUGGGACUCAGCACAGUCGGCAACAAAAAGACUCUCAUCCAGCAAAUUACAGAAUAUCUCGGUAAUCACGACGACCUGUGUCUCGACCCGAAAUUUCAGGGUCUCUUCGCCUACAGGCCGGACACGAAGAUCGCGUCAGGCGGUCGUUCGCAAACAAAGCAGGGAAGCAAGACUAGUGCCGACAAGGUCAACGAAGAUGAUACAGCAGCCCAAGCUAGUCAGGAGAAAACGGCCACUGGGUCAGUGCCAUACAAAUACGUCACAUACGAGUCUGCUCACCGUCUCGUCAGGGCUGGGAAGACCCUGCAAUCCCUGCAGAUCUCCACAGAUCCGCCGCCCCGGUUCACUCGUCUCCAGUCGGGUACAUCUAAAAUAGGAGGGAAUUCGGGAGGCGGCCCUGCAGUAAUUCGGCUAGCAAACGAGGCCGCCAUAUCCACGCGGGACGACUCGUCCCUGUCGCCCAUGUCAAGCCCUGCUGUACUGCCACAAGACAUAGGGAGCGAGCCUGAGGGCGGUGACAUCAGCGCUGUUGAAGUAGAAGAGCUCGCGCCCACGGACAUACAGCCCGCCGACCUGCCGCAUACACCUCCUAAGUGGCCGGUUGGCUUACCGUCGACAGUGGACAAUAUAGGUCCUAAACAGGAUAUUGUUGUUGCAUUUCACCGGACUUCUGGAGAUGCUGUACAGUCGACUCUCGAAGUGUGUGUGAAAGAGGGCCGAGGAAUAUCACUUGUGCGAUCACAGGCCGCUGACGGCACGACGUUGUACACUGCCCGAUUAUCGGAGCUCCUUCCCGCAGCUAUCAAUCAGGCGAGUCCUGUCAAAGCUGCUGGUGGGCGCCUGUAUCGGGCAGGUUUCAGCACCGAGAGCAGCAAGGUCUCGCUUGGAUCUGUCAAGAGUGUCGUAGAGGGCAACGGCCAUCAGUUCGAAUACAACCGAGUCGAUCUAUACAAAUUGCAACGCACCACAGACGGCGACUCACUCCUCUGCAAUGUAUACCUGGAUGGUACUACUGUCGUAGGGCAAGAUAGCAAGGAUCAUGCUUCGAGCGCCAUGCAAGCGGACAAGAUAGCUGCACUUGACAUCCCGGCAUCGCUACAGAAGGAUGCUCAUCCUGCUCCAGACAUGGUCAGCCGCACACAAAACACAAGUGGUACAGACAAGGACUUCUUGGGCUACCUUCGUGAGCUUUUGGAUGCUCCAUCCAAGCCAUGGCCUCGCGCAAACUCGAUUGGCGUGAUAUUGAAGCGCCGGCUUGCUGUGAUUCAUGCGAUGGAAACUCUGGACAGUCGUGGAUGGUCGCAAUCGACAGGAGGCUAUGUAGUUGCAGAUGACGAAGAUACUCCCUUUGCUGGGCGCAAGUUCACCAAACAGACAGUGUACGAGGCAUUGCACAUAAAGCAUUCAAACGCCUCCGACGACGCACGGCUCUUCGCAGCCCAGGAUUUGAAGAAGUUGUCUCGUGUCCGAGCAUGGAUGGCAGAUCCUGAAGGAAAGUACAGCAACGACUUUAGUGACAUGACUGUUGCCGAGUUUAAGAGGUAUAAGGAGAAGGCACUCACCCAGAAGAUGUCGGUCGAGAAGGAAGAGUAUCGAAAGGACCAGAAGGGAAAGAAGCGAGCAGAUCGCUCUGAUUCGGAGGGAGAGAGUAGUGGAUACUUACGUCACGAGCCAAAGCGCACUAGAAAGUCUAUAGGGAUGGACUCCAGCGACCUAGAUGUCUAGUAGCUUAGAUACUCUUGCAUUGCUACGCACGUCUGCGCCCGUGAGAGCUCGACGUGCAGACAGCUUACAAGGCUCGUCU
Messenger RNA from Fomitopsis serialis, 2033 nucleotides. RefSeq lists its product as uncharacterized. The record is from RefSeq and is a predicted model, not a curated record. The coding region runs from base 161 to 1954 and encodes 597 amino acids. Lineage: Eukaryota; Fungi; Basidiomycota; Agaricomycetes; Polyporales; Fomitopsidaceae. The transcript has 7 exons.